This is a messenger RNA of Caenorhabditis angaria, 889 nucleotides long. The record is from the annotation of a GenBank genome assembly. NCBI's taxonomy places the organism in Eukaryota, Metazoa, Nematoda, Chromadorea, Rhabditida, Rhabditidae.
AUGAAAAGCUUGAUACAUAGAGGUAUAAUACAAAUCCAUGCGGUUAGAGAGACAAAUACAAUGUGAGUGUUUUCCUGAUUUUAGAAAAUCAAUUGAUUUUGCAGACUUGAAGAUGAAAUAUUUCGAUUAAGAUUCGAAAAUUUGAAACACGAAGGUGAAUAUGAUCCGGAGCCUAUUCAGAACAAAACUAGAAUUAGUGGAGAAAUCGAGGAUGCGCAAAAAAGUGCAAGCAGUUCUGUUGAGGUGAGUUUUAGCACUGAAAGUUUGCUCCAUACCAUUUGAAUUUCCGAAAAAAUCAAAUUUGCAGGGACAACAAAAUGAAAUAGAAGAUGAUUUGGGUUUUGAUCCGGUCGAGUUUAUAAAAUGGUGGGAUUCGUUGAGAGAGGAAAGUGAGGUUGUCAGAUAUUUGAAAGGAAAAGUGGAGACUUGUCAAGGAUUUGUGUUGGAUGUUAGGAAUGAUGGAAUUCAGGUGAGAAAAUUAAAAAAGAAAAUUUUUUUUGACAAAAAAGAUUCAGAAAAUGUAAAAAAAACUACAUUUUUUCGACACAAAAAUGAAAAAUUGAAAAAAAAUGUUUUUUUUAUUUUGCAAAAUCUUCAAAAUUAAAAAAAAACCAAUUUUUUUCAGGUUUUCGUCCCAAAAUAUAGUCUCAAAUCAAUAAUUGUACUCCAAAACUCCUCAGAUUCAAAUACAAUUAUAGAUAUUGAAGAUAUGAGUGUUCGAGUUGAUGGAGAAGUUGUGAUAAGAGAAUUGGAGCCAGUUACUGUUAGGAUUAGUGUGAAUGAGAAGAAUCAGCAGAGACCGAGAGUUGAGCUAAGUUUGGUGAAGCCUGAGAUUCCUGGAUUAUCGGUCGAUUUUGAUUUGUCGACUUCGGAAGGUCUUGGAUUAUAA